This is a messenger RNA of Verticillium alfalfae VaMs.102, 1111 nucleotides long. RefSeq lists its product as hypothetical. Lineage: Eukaryota; Fungi; Ascomycota; Sordariomycetes; Glomerellales; Plectosphaerellaceae. The transcript is spliced from 6 exons. Gene Ontology annotation, biological process: mycotoxin biosynthetic process. The coding region runs from base 69 to 920 and encodes 283 amino acids. The record is from RefSeq and is a predicted model, not a curated record.
AGUUGAGCCUGCCAUUAUCCCAAUUUUGAAUUUUUUUUCUUUCGAGUGUCGUUCAAGACUGCCUCAACAUGUUCUCCAAGGAAGAGAUCCCAUCUAAACCCCUCGCAGACCGCGUCGACGAGUCUGAGGAGGACGCCGAGUCGCUCCAGUCACUUCCCUCUGAAAGGUCAUGGACCAAACGAAUAAUUCAAUACAUGACUGCGCUUGCCGUGCUCAUCUUCACAAGCCUCGUCUCCAUGCGUGUCGGAGCCUACCUUGCGACGCGACCGAGUCGCCUUGAUGCUUCUUGCGCGGCUCAUACAACACAAUGGUCACCUGUGCUCCGCGAUAUUGACGUCACGUACUCGACGAAGCACUUCAAUGGGUCUUUUCUGAAGGAGAACAUAUAUCGUCAGAAGGGAUCGCCAGAGGUUGACGCUGCCUGGGAAGCCUUGGGCGUUGACUAUCGCGCCGGUGUCAUCUCCAUUGAGGAUGGCCUCGCCAGCGGACUCGACAUGUCCUUUGUCCAGCGCAACCCCAAAUACGGCGCUGGCUUCUUUGUCAAUGUCGAGGGAAUGCAUCACCUCCAUUGUCUGAACCUGGUGCGAAAGUCACUUUUCUUCAAUUACGACUACUACAAGGCUCUUGGUGAGCACGCUUUCGAGAACAACGACAAGAUCUUGAGCCAUCACGUCACCCACUGCCUUGAUAUGAUCCGUCAGGUCUUGAUGUGCAACGUCGACACUGGCGUCCUCGGGCAGGUCUGGGCAAAUCAGGACGAGCCGGCCGCUUUCCCAGAUUUCAAUACACGACAUCAAUGCAAGAACUACGAAGACGUUCAAGAGUGGGCUAAUAAGCUUCAGGCACCGCCUGCUGAGACCGUUCCCGAGGACUACUUGGAGCCGCCUAGACAUGGCGACGUCAUCCCCGGUACCCCAUGAACCAUGUAGAGGGACCGGAGACGGAAAACUGUACCAGACAUGCGAGAUUGACUAUAUAUGUAAUGGUAAUGUAUGAAAAGUAAUAAUAGGUGCGUCGUGGUUGACCCGAGUGAUCGGAUCGUACUUGUAUCUGACAGGUAUGCAGACUCAAUAGCAAGCAUUAUUCAGUGCUCAGACCCAUGCCUAAUUCC